Mesorhabditis spiculigera is the source of this 1578-nucleotide messenger RNA. The record is from the annotation of a GenBank genome assembly. NCBI's taxonomy places the organism in Eukaryota, Metazoa, Nematoda, Chromadorea, Rhabditida, Rhabditidae.
AUGGAUCCGAAUCGCAUCUACCUACCGCCACCAACAACGGUUGGACGCUUUCAUUUCCUGUUUGCCCAGGACGCUCAAACGGAUGGCUACUUUCUGGAAAGUCAGAUAAAAAAAGUUUGCGAGGAAAAUGGGGCCGUUUUGAAGGGCUACUCGGAUCGUGUGGUCAAGCAAGAUUUCAACGGCUGCAAGGACACCGAGGUGUAUGCGGACAUAGAGCACCCGGAGUGGCAAAUUGCCUUUUCGGACAUUAUCCUGGACCUUGGCCUACUUUGGCCCGAUCUCGAGGCCAAUUUCCAUCUCGCGGCCACGAUCGAAAUCCCGUCGGCUACUGUGUUCUGCCGACAACUGGGGCCUCCAUUGGAUUUCCCGGCGGAAGCCAUCUACUACGGGAAUUUCGCGAACCGUGGCCAACUCCUGCUCCACUGGGAGGUUUCCUAUCGUAGCAAUGGCGAGCGCUUGAAGGAGGGAAUAAAAUGCUCCUUCGUGCACGACGAGGGAAUGGCCUAUUUCCGGUUCCAGAAUUGGGAAAAAUCGAACGAUUGCGACCGCAACCUCGAAAGCCAUCUGCAAUGGAUUGAAGGCAGAAAGGAUGGAAAAAGCUGCCUAAUGACGUACACGAUUCGGCUGCCCUACAAAAACGUGAAGCGACUAUUUGUGGAGCAGACUGCGGAUGGUACCUAUCUACACUUCCAUACGAUGGUCCCGCCAGAAAUCUUCAGAAUAUCCGAGCAGCGCCAGAAAAAGGCCGGUCGACAAGGCGAUGGUGAGCGCACGCGCUACAUCUUCCGCGGACGCACCGAGGGCGAGCUCCCCAAAUCGACCACACUCUGCGAGUCGCCGAUUUUUAGCGUCGAGAUUUCGCACGAGAAGAUGAGCGACGAUACGCUGUACCAACUGCUCGGGCGAAUGAGCCAGAUUGGCUGCAUGCCGAUUUUCUACACACUCCUCGACCACAAAUACGAGCUGGUCGCCUACAGGGACGAUCUCGGAGGUAUCAAGGAGAUUCAGAAGAUUGUUGAGGACUCGCUGGAGGGGGAUAACGAGGUGAACAUCGAGCUCGAUCCGGCUUUCAACCACCCUGGAUGGGAAAAUAUGAAAGAAGAAGCGGAAGCCGGGCUUAUUGAGUGGUCCCAGGCGAUUAAGCGCGUCCUCGACCAUUACGGCGUCGCGUCGGCCGCCGAGAUCAUCACCGGCUGCGUGAUGGCGAUGCGCAACAAGGCGGCCGAAAGUGACGGUGAUCAAGUCACCUAUUUUACGACCAGCCAAACAAUCGAGUCUACGGGCCAUCACAUCGGCGACUACGAGAUGCUGACCGAGCCGUACGAAGAGCACUGGGCCAACGAAGCUCAUCCGUUGCACAGGCAAGUCAAACAACCGACGGUCGCAAUGCUCCAAAAAGCAACCGCCUACUACAAGGUGGCAUACGAAUACGCAAGGCAGCAGCGCGGUGAUCGCACGUUGUACCUCUCGUUCCCGUGGCUGGUCUGGGACCUGCUCGUCGCCCUGAAGAAGGACCGUUUCCGGCAUGACAUGGAAGCGGUGUAUGAGGAAACGCAGGCCAAGGAGUUCAACGUGGUG